AUGCGCUUCAAGGCAUCGAUACAGAACAUAACAACCUUUACGAAGCUUACGGCAUCGCUUAAUUCGCUCGGCCCGCUUGCGUGGGUCAAACUGAGUGAGGAGCAGGUAUGCUUCACAAUUAUUCCGGAACAGGGCACCCAAGUAUGGGCUGUUCUUUCUAUUGACGCCAUCUUUGAAACCAUCAGCGUGCAAUCGGCAGCAAACAAUGUCAUCAACCUUGAAGUACCCCUGGCAUCGCUUAAUCGCGCUCUGAAAUCAGCGGUCAAUGCGACAUCAGCUCAGAUACGCCUUACAAAGAAGGACAAUCUGCCUAUGCUCGCUCUCACCAUCGUUACCACCACAUCGUCCAACACAUACAGCGCCUUCCCCACAGGCAACAAUGAUGGCUUCGAUACUGCCUUUGACAGUGAAUUUGGCGGGGGAAACCGUGAGACAAUCGUGACCCAAGAGAUACCCGUGCGAGUGCUCGCGCCAGACACAGUUGCUCACUUGCACGAGCCAGCCUGCCGGGAGCCAGAUGUGCACAUUAUACUGCCACCUCUGAUGCAGCUCAAGAGCAUCAGUGACAGAUUUACCAAGCUAGCGCUCGCAGACACAAAGAUAGGAAGUACCAACACGUCGGCUAGAACGCGCUUGGAAAUCGCAGCAAACAUGCAUGGCUGUUUGAAGAUGAGUAUCAGAUCUGAUGCCAUGAACAUCUCGUCUAUCUGGACCGAUCUCAAUAACCCAGAACUGGAUCCGGGUCACGUGGCAGGAGGGGAGAAUGGCAUUGCGGAGCACCCCAGUACGCGCAUGAAGCAGCUUGGGAGCGCCGAUGGGCGAAGCGAUGAAGGCUGGGCUGUGGUGCGUAUCGAUGGGCGUGAUUGGGGCAAAGUCAUGAGCGUCGGUAGACUGGGCGGGCGGGUCAUUGCAUGCUUCUGCCAUGAGCACGCUUUGAUCUUGUAUGUUUACUUGCCUAACGAUAAUGGCGAGGAUGAGUCGGUCUUGACGUACUUUAUUAGCUCCUACAGCGCAUAG
Messenger RNA from Bipolaris oryzae ATCC 44560, 1017 nucleotides. RefSeq lists its product as uncharacterized. The transcript is spliced from 6 exons. Lineage: Eukaryota; Fungi; Ascomycota; Dothideomycetes; Pleosporales; Pleosporaceae. The record is from RefSeq and is a predicted model, not a curated record. Gene Ontology annotation, biological process: double-strand break repair via homologous recombination; mitotic DNA replication checkpoint signaling; meiotic DNA integrity checkpoint signaling. Bases 1 to 1017 code for a protein of 338 amino acids. Gene Ontology annotation, cellular component: checkpoint clamp complex; nucleolus; site of double-strand break.